AUGGCUUCGUCAUCACAAGCUUUUCCUUUAGCAGACUCUAAUUCUUCAUCUUCCUCGUCAUCCUCUUCGGAAGAUGAUCCUUUUGGGGCGUUGAUUCAACAGGAUCAAGAUGAAUUAUAUGAGAUUAUGAAUUCAGUGAGGCCAGAGAUAGUUGAGCAAGUAUUUCAAAUCCGUAAAAAGAAGUGGUACAUUCAUCAAACGACAACUGCUAUUUGUAUACUCGCAUAUGGUUGUGUAGCUGAUCACUAUGAUGAGUAUAUUAAAAUCGGUGAGAGCACUGCCAUUAAAUGCUUUAAGACAUUUUGUAAUGCUAUUGUUACUGUGUAUGCAGAGGAGUAUAUGCGCCUACCCAACGAAGCUGACAUAGCACGGCUGCUUGAAGAAGGGGAGCAUAGAGGAUUUUCGAGUAUGCUUGGUUCUAUCGACUGUAUGUACUGGGAGUGGAAGAAUUGCCCAGUGGAGUGGCAAGGCACACAUAUGGGACGAUCUGGCAAGAAUACACUCAUAUUGGAAGCAGUUGCCUCACAAGAUUUGUGGAUCUGGUAUGCAUUAUUCGGAAUGCCGGGUUCACACAAUGAUAUAUAUGUGUUGGACCAUUCCUCGGUAUUCAACGGUAUCGUCAAUGGCCAAUUACUUCCGGUUAAUUAUGUAGUGAAUGGACAUCACUAUAGAACGGGGUAUUAUUUAUCUGAUUGUAUAUGUCCUAAGUGGACAACUUUGAUGCAGACCAUCCCGUACCCAACCACUACGAAAGAAAAAUUAUUUGCUCAGUUACAAGAGGCAGCAAGGAAAAAUAUGGAACGGACUUUUGGGGUAUUGCAGAUCAAGUGGGCAAUAAUAUAA
Molecule: messenger RNA, 843 nt
Organism: Cornus florida
Lineage: Eukaryota; Viridiplantae; Streptophyta; Magnoliopsida; Cornales; Cornaceae
Exons: 2
Coding region: 1-843 (280 amino acids)
Source: RefSeq, a predicted model, not a curated record